Molecule: messenger RNA, 1947 nt
Organism: Dioscorea cayenensis subsp. rotundata (Guinea yam)
Lineage: Eukaryota; Viridiplantae; Streptophyta; Magnoliopsida; Dioscoreales; Dioscoreaceae
Exons: 1
Coding region: 186-1691 (501 amino acids)
Molecular function (GO): S-adenosylmethionine-dependent methyltransferase activity
Source: RefSeq, a predicted model, not a curated record
GAACGAUGAACGGUUAAAAGCUCGCUGAAUCACUACUAUGUUUUACGAUUAUGCCCUUCAUCUCUCAUCUAAUUUACCAUCGUUGCCAUUAGCCACCUUCCUUAUCGGCGGUAACCACACCGCCGCCCGCUUUUGCUCUCGAUAACCAUCGUUUCUUUAGGGUUUUCAUCGGAUUCUUUCUCGCGAUGGAGCUUCCGGCGAAGCCGGCGCGGCGGUUCCUCGCUCGGCUUCUCAUUCUCGGAGUGAUCGCCUUCGUUGUUCCAUUUGCCUACGUUGUCACCAUCCGCGGCGGCGGUGGUUGCUCCGGUGAGUCCUGCUUCUUCUCUUCCUCUGAUUCUCUCACUGUCUCUGCCGGCGGCUCCGCCGCUUACGUCCGUCACACCGACGGCGGCGUCGUGCGUGACCUCUGGACCAGCCGGGAAUGGCGCAAAGCCGUCGACUUUUACUCCUCUUCGUUCCAAACCCUCGCUGCCGAGGGAUUCAUCUCACCCGCAUCCAAAGCCCUCUGCGUCGGCUCCGCCUCCGGACAUGAGGUCCUCGCUUUGAAGGAGAUCGGCGUCUCCAACACCGUCGGUAUCUCUCGCACUCGCUCCCCGCCGCUUGUUGUUUCCGGCAACCUCUAUAGCCAGCCAUUCAAGAACGCGUCGUUCGAUUUCAUUUUCUCUGCGAAUCACAUCGAGCUUUCCCCCCGACCUGUGGAUCUCGCUGUUGAGAUUUCUCGGACGCUGAAACCCGAAGGGUUUAUAGUGAUCCACACCGCCUCCGCCGGGGACGCCUAUAGCCUUCGUUCUCUCCUUGAUCUCUUCCCUUCCUGCCGCCUCGUCCGCUCGCAUGAGAUUGACGGUCCCCUUUCUUCCAUGAAGCUCCGCGAGAUCAUUCUCCAGAAACAACCAGGCUCUGAGAUCGAUAAUGGUGAUUCCGUGCACGAAUGCUCGGUCGUCCCUGAUCAUAAGCUCCGAAUCCUUGCCUCCGCCGAGCCUCUGAUCCAAGAGGAGCCAUUGAAGCCAUGGAUUACUCUCAAGAAGAACAUCAAAAACGUCAAGUACUUGCCUUCCAUGGUGGACAUUAACUUCAAGAGAAGGUAUGUAUACAUCGACAUUGGUGCUCGGAGCUACGGCUCCAGCAUUGGGAGCUGGUUCAAGAAACAGUACCCAAAACAAAACCGAACUUUUGAGAUUUAUGCCAUUGAAGCUGACCGAGCUUUCCAUGAAGAGUAUGCAAAGAAGAAAGGUGUGAGCUUGCUGCCCUUUGCUGCGUGGGUGAGGAAUGAGACACUCACCUUCGAGGUCAAUCAUGAACUAGACCAGAAGGCCGAGAAGAAGAGCCUCGGGCGUGGAAUGGGGCGGAUUAGACCUUCGGUUGGAGACUCUGCCAAUGGUUUGGCAUCAAAUGACUUGCAUUCUAUUCAUGGGUUUGAUUUCGCCGAGUGGUUGAAGAGUACGGUCUCGGAGAAGGACUUUGUUGUUGUGAAGAUGGAUAUUGAGGGGACAGAGUUUGAUCUGGUGCCGAGAUUGUUUGAAACUGGAGCUAUUUGCUUGAUUGACGAGUUGUUUCUGGAGUGCCAUUAUAAUCGGUGGCAGAGAUGCUGCCCCGGGGAGAGAUCACCCAAGUAUAAGAACACAUAUGGGCAAUGCUUGGAGUUGUUCUCGUCGCUUAGGGAGAGUGGGGUGCUUGUUCAUCAGUGGUGGUGAUCGGUAAUAGAUUAAUUUGCAAUAUCAUAGAGUUCAUAGUUACAAAUUCAUACACCUGCAAUUUUUAUCUGUUGAUUCGUUUUGCUCCUCUUCAUUAUUCUUUUGUUUGCUCUGCUCAAUUGUAGUUAAGGAAGCUUUAGGAUUGUUACUCCCAUAAAUGUAUGCUCAAUUGUAGUUAACAAAGGUUUAGAAAUUUUAUUGUUAUAAUUGUGAAUCCAAUUUCUUUUGAUAUACAUAGUUCUGAAUCUUUAAUUGA